CCGCCACUUCCCGCGGGCGUCGCUCGGCGGCGGGCGUGCUGCCCCCGCAGGAAGCGGCCCGGCCCCUCCCGCCGCUCGCCGCGGGCUCAUGCAGUGUGCGGCGCGGCGGGAUGGGCGCGGGGACGGGGAUGGAUCCGGCGGCGAGCGCUGAGCCACGGCCCCUCGCGCUGCUGCCGCUGCUGCUGCUGCCGCUGCUGCUGCCCGGUGGCGCCGCCGGCCUGGAGGUGCAGCGCAAAUUCGUCUCGCCCACGCCCACCAACAACUUCGCGCUGGACGGCCCCGGCUCUCGCGUCUACCUGGCGGCGGUCAACCGCCUUUUCCAGCUGUCGGGGGGCGAGCUGGCGCUGCAGGCGGAGGCGGCCGUGGGGCCGGUGCUGGACAGCCCGCUGUGCCACGCGCCGCAGCUGCCGCAGGCCUCCUGCGAGCACCCCAAGGUGCUCACCAACAACUACAACAAGAUCCUGCAGCCCGAUCCCGAGCAGGGCGUGCUCGUCGUCUGCGGCUCCAUCUACCAGGGCCUCUGCCAGCUCCGCAGCAUGGCCAACAUCUCGGCCGUGGCCGUGCGCUUCCCGCCGGGCGGAAGCGACCCUCUGGCCGUGUUCCCCAGCAUGUUGAACGUGGCCGCCAACCACCCCAACGCCUCCACCGUGGGGCUGCUGCUGCGGCGGGGCAGCGGCGGCGGGGGGGGCGCGCGCUUGCUGGUGGCCGCCACCUACACGGGCUUCGGCAGCCCCUUCUUCCCCCGCAACAGCAGCCUGGAGGAUCACCGCUUCGAGAACACGCCGGAGAUCGCCAUCCGCGCCCUCAACGCGCGCGGCGACCUGGCCAAGCUCUUCACCUUCGACAUCAACCCCUCCGACGACAACAUCUUCAAGAUCAAGCAGGGAGCCAAGGCUCGCCACAAGCUUAGCUUCGUCCGCGCCUUCCUGCAGCGCUCCCGCCGCCCCUACGCCUACCUGGCGCUCAACAGCGAGGCCAACGCGGUCGACAAGGAGAGCCCUUCGCACAGCCUGCUGGCCCGCAUCUGCCUGGGCGACGCGGCGGAGGCCACGCUCAACGGCAGCGGCGAGCCCAAGAAGCUGACCGAGUCCUACAUCCAGCUGGGGCUGCGCUGCGGCGGCGCCGCCGACGCCUUCACGCGCCUCGUGUCGGUGUUCCCGGCGCGGGCCGCCUGGGGGGCUCCCGCCGAGGAGGAGCUUCUCUUCGGCGUCUUCGAGCGCGUCGGGGCGGGCGGCGGGCGGCCGCACUCCGCUCUCUGCGUCUUCCGCUUCGCCGAGAUUGAGGAGACGAUCCGCGCCGCCCGCAACUCCUGCUUCGUGAGCCCGGCCGCGGGGAUGGUGGCGGUGCUGGACAGCGUGGUGCAGGGCACCGGGCCCGCCUGCGAGAAGAGGAACAUCCAGCUGCAGCCGGAGCAGCUGGACUGUGGAGCAGCGCACCUGCAGCAUCCGCUGGCCAUCGUGAACCCCAUCACUGCCACCCCCAUCUUCACCUACAACGGCCUCACUGCUGUGGCAGUCGCCAGCGUCAACAACUACACUGUGGUGUUCCUGGGCACUGCCAGCGGAGGACUCCUGAAGAUUAACCUGGACAGUGCCAUGAGGGUUGUUAGCCGGAGGUCCAUCUCAGUGGCUUACGGAGAGCCUGUCCACCCCAUCAUGCAGUUUGACCCCUCUGAUCCCACCUACCUCUAUCUGAUGACGUCCUAUCAGAUGACCCGAGUGAAGGUGGCUGCCUGUGAGCAGUAUUCGACGUGUGCAGAGUGCCUGGCUGCAGCAGAUGCAUACUGCGGGUGGUGCACCAUGGAGACCAGGUGUUCUCUGCAGCAUGAGUGCAUGAACUUCACAGAAGCCAAUUUCUGGGCAAGCGCAAGUGAAGGAGUGCAGCAGUGCCCUUCAAUGACCAUUUUGGAGCCUGAGAUUAAUACUGACAAAGAGAACCCGGUCCUGAUAAUACAAAUAAAUGGAACUAUCCCGAACCUAAACGGAACAAACAUUUCAUGCGAUUAUGGAAAUAAUAUCCGCACUGUAGCCAGAGUUGCUGGAGAUUAUGCAAACCAAUUUAUUUACUGCAGUUUACUUCCACGUCAGAAAUACCCUGCAUUUCCAAAAGACCAAGACCACGUGACAGUCAAAACAGCUCUCCGGGUCAACGGCAAAAAUAUUAUCCAGGCCAAUUUCACCAUCUACGAUUGCAAAAGAACUGGAAACAUUUACCCAAAAAGAGCGUGCACCAGGUGCCUCUCGACCAAGUGGAAGUGUUACUGGUGCCCCUCCAGGUACAUGUGUGUCUCCAACCACUCAUGGUGUGAGGAUGCGCUGCAGAUGAGGAAUAAAAUAGACUGCCCACAGAUUGUACCAGCCCCGCUGGACCCAAUGCCCACAGGAAUGUCACGAGACAUCACCAUCACACUGGCCAAUGCAAUCUUCUCUGAGGAGACAACCCUGGAGUGCCACUUUGGGAUGGAGAGGACGUUUGAAGCCCGCUGGGUGAACUCCUCUGCUGUGGAAUGUGUCCAUGUGUUGCUCCACACGUCAGAAAAAAGCCAUCUCUUCCCAAUAAACCUUCAGCUGAAGGACAGACCCGACAGAUUUAUCGACAGUCCAGAGAUGAUGACAGUGGAGGUGUACAACUGCGCAACAGGAAGUGCUGACUGCUCCCAGUGCCUUGGCAGGGAGGACCUGGGACAUCGGUGUGUCUGGAGCGAGAGCAGCUCCAGCUGCAGGCUGAGCACUGAGUCUCCCCUGCCCUCAGACGUGUGUCCAGCUCCUGAGAUUAAGAAGAUCGAGCCACUGCGUGGGCCACUGGAGGGGGGCACUCUGCUGACCAUCCAAGGGAGGAACCUGGGCCGCCGCUUCAGUGACAUCCAAGGGGCCAUCAGGAUAGGGAGCGUGCCCUGUGUGCCACUACCAGACAGAUACAUUGUCUCCGAGACGAUCGUGUGCCAGACCGGGAUGGCUCAGGAGGUGUUUGCUGAUGUGGUAACAGUUAAUGUCAGCCGGGAAGGGAAGUCUCGGGAGCGGUACUCCUAUGUGCUUCCCAUGGUGCAGUCCAUAGCUCCCCAGAACGGCCCGAAGGCUGGAGGGACCAGAGUGACCAUCAGAGGCAGCUGGCUGGAUGUGGGCUCUGAGCUCCGCGUCCUUGUCAACAGCUCCAAGCAAUGCACGGACCUCAGCCGCAAUGACAGCACCAUCACCUGCAGUAUGCCGUCUGCAGAGCUCACCACAGCCGUGCGCAUCUGUGUCCAGUUCGAGAGCAGGUCUUGUGCCAGCCACAGCAUCACGUUCAAGUACGAGAAGAACCCGAUAGUAACAGACAUCAACCCAAAAAAGAGCCAAAUUAGCGGGGGCAGGAUCAUCACCGUGGAAGGAAGAGGCUUUGAGCUGAUCCAGAAUGCCUCCAUGGUGGUCCGUGGCAUUGGCAGAGAGCAAACGAGCUGUAAGGUUCACACCGACACUGUGAUCACCUGCCCUUCUCCAGCUGCCUCCAACAUCACUGCUGGGAGCAAGCCUGCUUCCGUCGACUUCUACCUCAAUGGCCGCCUCUACACAGAUGAUCACCCAGUUCUGGAUGAGGAGAUGUACCCGGAGGAGGCCCUGCACAUCAGCAAGUUCAGCCUGGAGUACUACGCUGACCCCCAGUUCUUCACAGCCAAGAAGGAGAAGUGGAUCAAGCACCACCCCGGCGAGCCCUUGACCCUGGUUAUACACAAAGAGCCUGACAACCUGGGCCUGGAGAGCAGCGAGUACCAGGUGAAAAUUGGUCUUAUCUCCUGUGAGAUCCAGAUUGUUUCAGACAAAGUCAUCCACUGCUCUGUCAAUGAGUCACUGAGCACUUCGGAAAGACAGCUGCCUGUGACGAUCCAAGUUGGAAAGUUCAACUAUACAAUUGCAAUGCUGCACCUUGGCGGAGGAGAGACUGCCAUCAUCGUCUCCAUCGUCAUCUGCAGCAUCCUGCUGGUCCUCUCUGUUGUAGCACUCUUUGUGUUUUGCACAAAGAGCCGCAGAGCAGAGCGCUACUGGCAGAAAACCCUGCUGCAGAUGGAGGAGAUGGAGUCGCAAAUCCGAGAGGAAAUCCGCAAAGGUUUUGCAGAGCUGCAGACAGACAUGACAGAUCUGACCAAGGAGCUGAACCGCAGCCAAGGGAUCCCAUUCCUGGAGUACAAGCACUUUGUGACCCGGACGUUCUUCCCCAAAUGUUCCUCGCUCUAUGAGGAGUGCUACAUUCUGCCUUCCCAGCAGCUCAGCUCCCAGGUGGGCUCCCAGGUCCAGGAAACCCAUCCGCUCCUGGUGGGGGAAUGGAAAAUCCCUGAGAGCUGCAGACCCAAUAUGGAAGAAGGAAUCUCACUGUUCUCUACCUUGCUCAACAACAAGCACUUUCUCAUAGUUUUUGUCCAUGCUCUUGAACAACAGAAGGACUUUGCUGUGAGGGACAGGUGUAACCUGGCCUCUCUGCUUACUAUUGCAUUGCAUGGGAAACUGGAAUAUUACACUAGCAUCAUGAAGGACCUCCUGGUGGAUCUAAUAGAUGCUUCAGCUUCCAAAAACCCCAAGCUGAUGCUGAGGAGAACUGAAUCUGUAGUAGAGAAGAUGCUCACCAACUGGAUGUCCAUCUGCAUGUACAGCUAUCUCAGAGAGACAGUUGGAGAGCCACUCUUCAUGCUGUACUGUGCCAUCAAGCAGCAGAUGGAGAAGGGCCCCAUUGAUGCCAUCACAGGGGAGGCCAGAUACACCCUCAACGAGGAGUGGCUCCUGAGGGAGAACAUCGAGGCAAAGCCAAGGAACCUCAACGUCUCCUUCCAAGGCUGCGGGAUGGACUCCCUGAGUGUCAGGGCUAUGGACACAGACACACUCAGCCAAGUGAAGGAGAAGAUCCUGGAGGCCUUCUGCAAGAAUAUCCCUUACUCUCAGUGGCCAAGAGUGGAAGACGUCGACCUGGAGUGGUUUGCUACCAGCACUGACAGCUACAUCCUGCGGGACCUCGAUGACACCUCGGUGGUGGAGGACGGCAGGAAGAAGCUCAACACAUUGGCACAUUACAAGAUCCCCGAGGGGGCAUCCCUGGCCAUGAGCCUGUCAGACAAGAAGGACGGCACACUGAACAGAGUGAAGGAUUUGGACACCGAGAAGUACUUCCACUUGGUUCUCCCAACUGACGAAUCAGUGGAGCAUAAGAAGUCCCACAGACAGAGCCAUAGGAAGAAAGUCCUGCCAGAGAUCUACCUGACCAGGCUGCUCUCUACAAAGGGCACGCUGCAGAAGUUCCUGGAUGACUUGUUCAAAGCCAUUCUGAGCAUCCAAGAUGACAAGCCGCCUGUGGCCGUCAAGUAUUUCUUUGACUUCCUAGAGGAGCAAGCAGAGAAAAGAGGGAUCACAGACCCUGACACCAUGCACAUCUGGAAGACCAACAGCCUGCCAUUGAGGUUUUGGGUCAACAUCCUGAAGAACCCCCAGUUCGUCUUUGACAUUGACAAGACUGACCACAUCGACGCCUGUCUCUCUGUGAUCGCCCAGGCCUUCAUUGACGCCUGCUCACUGUCCGACCUGCAGCUGGGCAAGGACUCUCCAACCAAUAAACUGCUGUACGCCAAGGAGAUCCCAGAGUACAGGAAGAUUGUGCAGAGAUACUACAAGCAGAUCCAUGACAUGCCACCACUCAGCGAGCAGGAGAUGAACGCACACCUGGCCGAGGAGUCACGGAAAUACCGGAACGAGUUCAAUACAAAUGUCGCCAUGGCUGAGAUAUACAAAUAUGCCAAGAGAUAUCGCUCCCAGAUCAUGGCCGCCCUGGACUCCAACCCCACGACAAAGCGCACCCAGCUCCAGCACAAAUUUGAGCAAGUGAUUGCACUCAUGGAAGACAACAUCUACGAGUGCUGCAGCGAAGCCUAGGCUGACUGCAGCCUGGAAAGUGAAACCUAGAGUACACUGAUGUAGGGAUCCUGCCUUGAUCACGGGGACACCUUGGUCCAUGUCCAUGAGGGUCAUUCUCAAACCAGCCUUGUGGCAGUGGUGGGUCUUACCUGCAGCCAGAGAGCUCCCUCACAUAUCAAGAAGCAACAAGACACCCUUUGUGCAGCUAGAAAACCAUCUGGUCAACACUGUGGCACCCAUGACUUACUGCUGCAAGCCAGAAAUGGAGGUGUGAUACCUGUGGCGAGCUCGGUUCAUCACCUCUCAGUAAUUUGUUCCUGAGCAGCUGGCUCCCCACAUCCCUGUCUGCAUUCCUCAUGGACAAGACCAGGCUGCAAAAGCCAUAAGAAAAGGGUGGCCUCAGGGAGUAACAAGCAGAGAUGGCAUCAGAGCAAUGGCAGAGUGCUCUCCAUUCCACAUCACCCCUCUGACAUCUGCAUUUCUCUGACAUCACGGACAAUCAGCUGUUCACUAUCUGCUGCAUUCUGUGUAUUUCUGUGCCUUUUAAUUUUUGUAUUGUAUGUGCAAACAUAACCACUCCUUCAUUUGAGAUUUGGGCAACCUAGGAAACUGGGGUGAGUUAAAGCAGUUGUUUCCUAUGUAGCUGGGGAAUGCUGAAAGCACUUUAUCCCCUAACAGUAACAGCUGCUAGCUGGCUGGAAGGAGUGCAUUGCACGUUGGUGUGGGAAAGACUGUUCUGCCUUCCCCCAGUUCUCCAGCCUUCAUGCAGUGAGCUGCAGUAUGCAGUAGGGUAGGCAGAUAUCCCCUAACAACCCACCCUCCAGCCAGCUGGGCACAGGCAUCACAUCCACCCGCAAGCAGUGAGCUGCCUCUCACUCCUCUCCCCCAUCCUACUGGCUGCGUACACAGCUACGGUUCUGCCUUGAGCUCACCUCACCAGAACAGUCCUCUGACAGAGCCACUUGCAGGGCAGAACAUCCAGGCACCAUCCUUCCUUCCUCUGUCCCACACACUGGUAUCUCACCAUGAUCAUCACCUAAAGCAGGUGCUGCAGAGGGCUGUUCCUAAAGCAGCUUGCUUUUCUUGCCUUGAAGCCAGUACACCAUGGUUACCACCCAAGAGCAACAAGAGCUUUUAUGACAUGUUCAGUUUGUCAGUCCUUAAAGGCAAGCAACACAUCCUUGCCCCUGUGACAGCAAGAUGCUCUCACUCAGACCAGCCAGCAGAGCAUGUCAGACAUCACAAAGUGCAAACAGAGGUAAGAAGCAUCACACUCCACACAGCGAUGCCAACAGAGUCCCACUGCAGAGACAAAAAAGACUUGUCUAAGACCCAGGAACUCCACUGCUGUCCUGCAGCAUCUGCUGGGGCCCAUCCCAGUCUGGCAUCCACUUCUUCUCUGCUAACAGCUCCUGUUCCACAGCCAGAGCAGCCAUGACUGCUCCAGUCUUCUCCAGCAUCACUCAGGCCCCUCUUCAGGGGCUGGACCACAUGUCUGAAGUCAGCAUUCCCAUGCAGACAAAGGCAGCCUGUCUGUGAAAGCUAAACCCAGCUGUAGGCACAUUUCCAAACUGCCAAAUAUAUAUUAAAAAAAAAAAAAAAAGUGACUACCUCACUCCAGGCAAUGUCUCAAGGUGAGCCUCCAUUACUCAUCCAGCUGGCAAGGAUGCAAUCUGGUCCACCAGACUCCUCCUGGGUGACUUAUGCCACAGGCAGGGAGUUACACCCCAUUGUUACCAGUAACAUCACAUCUAUCAGAGGAUAGAAAACCCAAGUUGUGUAUGUGUAUAUAGAUAUCUAUUUUAAAGCAAAUGAUAGACUUUAUCCAGUAUGUUAAAGGGGGUGUGGAGGGGAGGGAAAGAAAAGAGGAUUUGUUUGGAGUUUUGGGUUGUUUUUUUUGUUUUAUAAGAAAACUAUAGGAAAAGUACAUACACUGUAGAAGUUUUAAUGUCUUUGCUGAGGAUGUGGUUUCAGGAUAGAAACUAAUAAUGUAGCUGGGCUACAUUUUUAUUUUGAAAGUGAUUUCACACAAAAAAAAAUCUGAAUUUUUUUUCUUUAGAAACUGUGAAUAGUUGCCAUAGAUAUAGAUAGGCCCAGCACAGGGAAGGUGACAGUGAGAAGGACCAGGAUAGUAGAGAAUGUUGAGCUUGGCUGGAGAUGAGGAAAGGGCCAUGGAGCAACAGCCCCAUGUCAUGACAGGAAAAGGGCACGGGUGAGCCACUAGUGAGUGUGGUUUGACUGCAGGUGAUGUGACUGGGCCAUGUAUCGGGGUCUAUUGCUUUCUUAUUUAAUUCUUUUCCAAAGCAGAAAAAAAAAAAGAAACGCUGCAACCAUUCUAAAGAGGUAAUUUUAAAAGAGCAGAAGCUUGAGGGUUUGUAGUGCUGCCUUGAACCCCUGAGCCCUUUGUAAUGUUUUUAAACUUUGGCAUGUGUUGUGGGUAUAGCGCCCUUACCUGCUGUGUAGUGGAAGUGGCAGACUCUUGGAGAAACCUAUCUUUAUAAUAAAACAAGGUGCUGAAA
Coturnix japonica (Japanese quail) is the source of this 8389-nucleotide messenger RNA. RefSeq names its product plexin D1 (gene PLXND1). Gene Ontology annotation, biological process: regulation of cell shape; regulation of cell migration; positive regulation of axonogenesis. Gene Ontology annotation, molecular function: semaphorin receptor activity; protein binding. Gene Ontology annotation, cellular component: plasma membrane; semaphorin receptor complex. The record is from RefSeq and is a predicted model, not a curated record. Lineage: Eukaryota; Metazoa; Chordata; Aves; Galliformes; Phasianidae.